AUGCAGCUGCCCGAGGUCCAGGCCCUGAUUGGCCUGGCGGAGCUGGGCGCCCGCAGCCCCUACCCGCUGCGCCGCGGCGUCGCCGCCCUCCUCCGCGCGGCCGGCGCCGGCGCCGCCGCUGCCGCCGUGCCGCGCUCGGACGUGCCCGAUGUCCUGCCCGCGGCGGCGGCGCUGGCCGUGUUACAGACCCUCCCGAUCGACGCCGCAGCGGCGGCGCGGCUGCCGGCGGCGAUGGCGCUCGAGGGCGCGGGGUUCGGCGCUGAGGGGGCGCUAGUGCAGACGGACGCGCUGGCGGCGCUGCUGUGCUUGGUGUGCGGGGGCGGCCUGGAUGAGAAGUUGGAUCUGGCGUUCUGGGUGCUUGACAGCGGCGCCGCGCCGGUGCUCCCGGUUGCAGCGUCCAUUUCGACCCGCAUGGGCGCCCGGCGUGGGAGGCCGCAUGGCAUGGAGCUGUGCAUGGGGUAG
Monoraphidium neglectum is the source of this 462-nucleotide messenger RNA. RefSeq lists its product as hypothetical. NCBI's taxonomy places the organism in Eukaryota, Viridiplantae, Chlorophyta, Chlorophyceae, Sphaeropleales, Selenastraceae. The coding region runs from base 1 to 462 and encodes 153 amino acids. The transcript has 3 exons. The record is from RefSeq and is a predicted model, not a curated record.